AUGAGGGUUAUUCGUGAAUUGUUUGAUUUUACAGUUACAAAAGACAUCUUACAAGUACCUUUGGUAGAGGAUGUUAUGGUUGACCGACUAGUUUGGAAGAAAGAACAACAUGGAUCUUAUAGUGUCAGGUCGGGGUAUCACAUUUGGAGGAAGGCGAGGAAAAGAAAUGGAGGGGUGGCCGUGAAUGGUAAUUGGAAUAGCUUAUGGAAGAUAUCGGCACCGGCUAGAGAUGCUAAAUCUGUUAUUAUUGAUAUAUGUUGCAAGGAAGGUAGUAAUAUUGUUGGUAGAGUAACGGUAAUGAUAGAGGGCUUGUGGAGAAAUAGAAAUGAUUGGGUUUGGAAUAAAGAGAAGGAAGAAGCUACUAAACUUGUGGAGUCCUCCGCCGAGUGGUCUCUUUAA
This is a messenger RNA of Vicia villosa (hairy vetch), 399 nucleotides long. RefSeq lists its product as uncharacterized. The transcript has 3 exons. The coding region runs from base 1 to 399 and encodes 132 amino acids. Lineage: Eukaryota; Viridiplantae; Streptophyta; Magnoliopsida; Fabales; Fabaceae. The record is from RefSeq and is a predicted model, not a curated record.